This is a messenger RNA of Gastrolobium bilobum, 2393 nucleotides long. Its product is annotated as glycine--tRNA ligase, mitochondrial 1. The transcript has 7 exons. Gene Ontology annotation, molecular function: glycine-tRNA ligase activity; ATP binding. Gene Ontology annotation, cellular component: mitochondrion; cytoplasm. Bases 5 to 2203 code for a protein of 732 amino acids. Gene Ontology annotation, biological process: mitochondrial glycyl-tRNA aminoacylation. Lineage: Eukaryota; Viridiplantae; Streptophyta; Magnoliopsida; Fabales; Fabaceae. The record is from RefSeq and is a predicted model, not a curated record.
UGUUAUGCUUUGGCAUUUCGUGAGACUGAGAGUGAGACUUGGAGUAGUUUCAACCAUAUCUCCAUUGCGUUCGCGUUCGUUUUCGCUUUCAAUUUUCUCUGCUUCUUCAUCUUCGUCGUCGUCCAUGGCCGCCGCCACGGAAGAAUCCCUCCGCAAAGCCCUCGCCGAGAAGCAAUCCGCCGUGGAAGCCCAAGGCAACGCCGUCCGCGCCCUCAAGGCCAGCGGCGCCGCCUCCAAGUCCGAAAUCGAAGCGGCCGUGGAAGCCCUAAACGCACUCAAGCUGGGAAAGUCUUCCAUCGAGAAAGACCUGCAUGCAUUCUCCGGCUCAGGCGGCGCCGACAACCGGGAAGCUUUCCGUCAAUCGGUGGCGAACGCUCUUGAGAGGCGUUUGUUCUACAUCCCUUCGUUCAAGAUUUAUCGUGGUGUUGCGGGGCUCUACGAUUAUGGCCCUCCAGGUUGCGCCGUGAAAUCAAACGUGCUAGGGUUCUGGCGUGAGCAUUUCGUCCUGGAAGAGAACAUGCUGGAAGUUGAUUGCCCUUGUUUGACGCCCGAAAUUGUGUUUAAGGCUUCAGGUCACCUUGAAAAAUUCACUGAUCUGAUGGUUAAGGAUGAGAUAACUGGGACAGGUCACCGUGCUGAUCACUUGCUGAAGAAUUUUUGCAAAAACAAGCUUGAGAAAGACCUCACCAUAUCAUCCAAUGAGGCUGCGGAACUCAAGCAUGUGUUGGCCAUUUUAGAUGAUCUCUCUGCUGAAGAGCUUGGUGCUAAGAUUAAGGAGUAUGGAAUUACAGCUCCAGACACAAACAAUCCACUCUCUGAUCCAUAUCCUUUCAAUUUGAUGUUUCAAACAUCAAUUGGACCAUAUGCCGCUAGUGUUGGGUUUAUGCGUCCCGAAACUGCACAAGGCAUAUUUGUGAAUUUCAAGGACUUGUAUUAUUACAAUGGGAACAAACUCCCAUUUGCUGCAGCACAAAUUGGACAGGCGUUUAGAAAUGAGAUAUCUCCUCGCCAAGGCCUUCUCAGAGUCCGUGAAUUUACGCUAGCAGAAAUUGAGCACUUUGUUGAUCCAGAAGAUAAAUCUCAUCCAAAAUUCUCACAAGUUGCUGACUUGAAGUUUUUGAUGUUCCCGAGGGAGGAACAAGUGAAACAGCCCCCUCCGCCUGCAAAGAACAUUCGUCUUGGUGAAGCUGUCUCAAAGGGAAUUGUCAAUAAUGAGACUCUUGGUUAUUUCAUCGGGAGAGUAUAUCUUUUCUUGACGAGUCUUGGUAUAGACAAAGACCGUUUAAGAUUUAGGCAACACCUUAAAAAUGAGAUGGCCCAUUAUGCUGGUGACUGUUGGGAUGCUGAGAUUGAGUGUUCCUAUGGCUGGAUUGAGUGUGUUGGCAUUGCCGAUAGAUCUGCAUAUGACUUGAAUGCUCACUCGGAGAAAAGCGGUGUUCCACUAGUGGCUCAUGAAAAGUUUUCAGAACCUAAGGAAGUGGAGAAAUUGGUUAUAGCUCCAGUAAAGAAAGAGUUGGGUCUGGCGUUCAAAGGGGAUCAAAAGAAGGUGGUUGAAGCACUUGAGGCAAUGCAUGAGGAAGAAGCUUUAGAUAUGAAGGCUGCACUGGAAUCAAAAGGGGAAGUGGAGUUUAAUGUGUGUACACUUGAGAAAACUGUGACUGUUAAGAAGAAUAUGGUGACCAUUCAGAAGGAGAAAAAGAAAGAGCACCAGCGAGUUUUUAUACCAUCUGUGAUUGAACCAUCCUUUGGAAUUGGACGGAUAAUUUAUUGCCUCUUUGAACACUCUUUCUACAUGAGGCCAAGUAAAGCUGGGGAUGAACAGUUAAAUGUAUUUCGCUUCCCUUCAUUUGUGGCUCCUAUUAAGUGCACAGUUUUCCCUCUGGUUCAGAAUCAGAAGUAUGAAGAGGUCGCCAAAGACAUUUCCAAGUCAUUGACUGCAGCUAAAAUUUCGCAUAAGAUUGACAUUACAGGUACGUCAAUAGGAAAACGGUAUGCGAGAACAGAUGAACUUGGUGUGCCCUUUGCUAUCACUGUAGAUUCAACAUCAUCAGUGACUAUACGGGAGAGGGAUAGCAAGGAUCAAGUGCGUGUUGAUGUGGACAAAGCUGCAAUUGUUGUGAAGGAGGUAACUGAAGGCCAGAGGACAUGGUCAGAUGUGUGGUCAACUUUUCCCCAUCAUUCUUCUACAGCUGCAGAUGAUUGAAUUUUAGUUUCUUGCUAAAAAUUUUGUUAUGUUAUUUGAACAAUGAAUUGAACUACAGAGAGAUUACCAAUUAUCAACUAGAUUCCCAUUUCUUUUUGUUUUGAUGAAGUUCCUGCAACAUAUGUACUGAAUGACUGUCAUUUUGCAGUUGUUAAAGAUGUUAGUCAUAGAGAUAGAUGUUAUUUUGACA